AAAUAGCAUAAAUGCCAUUGGUCUUUUCCCCUAUCUGCUGAUGUACAGUACGGAGGUGUUACAUGGGUGUUUUUAGCUUUUUUUCCACGUAAUUUUUAUAAUCGCAUUUAUCACUUUAUGUAGUUAUUGCUCAAUCGACCUAUACUGCACAUUUUGAACUAGCGGCUUUUAUCAUCAACUGGGUACCAUAAGCUAACUUUGACUAGCUGCAUUCGCGACAGCUGUUUUCUUUAUAGUAAUAUUAAAAUGGGUGAGGAAAUUAACAGUAACCCAGUUAACGCCGGCGACGGACCCGCGAUUGACACCGGUGGUGAGGAAAAAUCCAAAUUGCUAGAAGAUGAUGUCAAGUAUUACACAUUAGAAGAUAUUAGAGUUCAUAACAUGAGCACUGACACCUGGCUCAUCAUCCACGAUAAAGUUUAUGACAUCACGAGUUUCAUCGAAGAGCAUCCAGGCGGUGAAGAGGUUUUGUUGGAGCAGGCAGGUUCAGAUGCAACAGAGAGCUUUGAGGAUGUGGGUCACUCUACAGAUGCCAGAGAGAUGCUGCAGCAGUUCUACAUUGGGGAGCUUCACAUGGAUGACAGAAGAAAGGAAAAUGCAAUGGACAUCCAUGUUACAGAUUCACCAGAGUCAAGCAACUCCUGGACCACAUGGUUGAUACCAGCCAUUGCUGCGACCGUCAUUGGUGUCUUGUAUCGCUUCUAUGCCUCAUCUUGAGUGCUGACAUUCCCAUCUCACUUCAUCCUUUUUCUUUUCAUCUGGAGGCCUUGAGAUGUUUGACCAAAACCAGCUUACACAGUUUUCCCCGUCGGGCCGUCUGUUUCCUUGGCUACGAGGCAGUUUGAUUAAAUGUUUGCGUCCUCGUCUCAGUCGACAUCCAUCGACUCCACCACACAGGCAGUCGGACAGAAACUUUAUUAAAUGCCUCCAGCUUCUUUAUUUCAUUGCCUUUUGUCUGUACUUGUAAUUGUCUUAACUAUGCAUCUACUUGACCCACUUGGUCAGUUCGUUAUCCACCCCAAUUAGAAAGUCCAUACUGGAUAAAAAAAAGCAUGAAGCUUGUUGAUUGGAUUUAAUUCUUGUAAUUUGACUGAAGAUGCAGUUUUUCCUCAGUUGUAUUUCAGAGCACUAAUUGUUACUGCUACAUCAACCAAGUGCAAAACUACGGUGUCAGGCAGCACUUGAUUGCAUUCAUCACUCUUGUUUAUGCAUAGCCUGCAGUCAUUGGCAUUAUACAUCAUAGGAAUUCUGCUGAAAAUAAUGGUAAAUGAUAUUGCAAAUCAAGGUAGAAUAUAAUGUGAUAUGAGUAUAACCUGCUCUAUUGUGUCGUUGGGAUUGUAUGGAUAACGAGUAUAACGUAUAUAAUAAAACAAUCUUUUACUAUUUCAAUAUUGAACUGGAAAGGAUGUCGUGUUGUUAAUUAAGCCAUAUUUUCAAAAUUUUUGGCGAUUAGUAAACUGGCAACUACUAAGUUAAAUAAAAAUGUGAUUGACUUCAAUCUGCUAACUGGGGGACUUAAAAGGAUGUAUUUUCAUGUAAAAUGGGUUAAAAUGUCUUGUCAUCUUAAUCAGUUCUGCAUAGUGGCAUCACCCAUUGUAUUAGAUUUUCAUUAUGUCCAUGGCUAUCAUUUUAUUUAAUGCUACUACUUUAUAUUGCGUUUUCUGCUAUGCUGCAAUUGAAGACCCAUUAUCUGCCUCUCAAUUCACAACAAAUUAACAACCAUUAACUUGCCGCUGUAUUUACAUGAACAUAAUGCUCCUUGCUUCAGGCGUCCACAUUUAUUGUGCUGACAGCUGCAACCCCAUGUUAUUAAAAGCCUGAUUGAAAUAAAUAUUUCAAAAACCUAAAUGGCUUCUCUAUUUUUGUGAAUAAAGAGGGAUAAAGUGGUGCCUUUGACCACCCAAGAGUGGGUUGUCAUGACUCUAUGCUUGCAGUCAGUUAAUAUUUAAGUGGUUUUACCAAUGAAACAUCCUCAAUUCCAGUGUAACAAUCAACUAUUAACUUGUAGGAGAUAAGAACUUUUAUUACCUUACAGGAAGUUCAAAUGAAGUUACUGUGUUUUUCACUUUGAAAUAUUUGGUUAAAUUAGCUGAAGUCACCCUGCAGCGUAUUGGUAAAUACAGUACAUCAUAAACAUGCAGUAUAGGUGCAGGCCUGGCAAAGCAUCUCCUGGGUGAACUUGGAU
Molecule: messenger RNA, 2185 nt
Organism: Dunckerocampus dactyliophorus (ringed pipefish)
Lineage: Eukaryota; Metazoa; Chordata; Actinopteri; Syngnathiformes; Syngnathidae
Product: cytochrome b5
Exons: 5
Coding region: 247-717 (156 amino acids)
Cellular component (GO): membrane; intracellular membrane-bounded organelle
Molecular function (GO): heme binding
Source: RefSeq, a predicted model, not a curated record